Pichia membranifaciens NRRL Y-2026 is the source of this 2070-nucleotide messenger RNA. RefSeq lists its product as hypothetical. Bases 1 to 2070 code for a protein of 689 amino acids. The record is from RefSeq and is a predicted model, not a curated record. The transcript has a single exon. Lineage: Eukaryota; Fungi; Ascomycota; Pichiomycetes; Pichiales; Pichiaceae. Gene Ontology annotation, molecular function: protein binding.
AUGGAUUUUUUGAGAAGGAAACAAAGCAACAACAACACAAAACCAAGUUCCAACAUGAACUCCAUCGCCACCUCGCCCUCCCCAUCCCCGUCACCUUCCCCCUCAGCAAUAAGCACGAAAAACACCCUAUCCAAGAUCGCAGAUAUGCCCGUACACUGCGACCCGCAAACAUCGAUUCUCUCCGCCGCCCUUCUCAUGAAGGAGAAAAGAACACACUGUUUGCUUAUCAUAGACGAGAUGUCGGGGAAACUGAUUGGCUUGAGUACAACCAAGGACUUGGCUUUCAGGGCAGUGGCCAAGAACCUCGAUCUGAGUACACCGAUAUCUACUAUCAUGACGAAAAAUCCCUACUAUGUAUCUCAAGCAACAACCCCCAACGAAGCUUUGAAGUUGAUGGUCAACAAGAAGAUUAGGCACCUGCCAAUCGUGAACGAAAACGAGUUGGUCAUCGGUAUUUUGAACAUCACUACGUGUUUUUACAACGCCAUGAUAAGAUUGGAGAGAAUGUCAGAAAAAUCCAAAGAGCUAGAGUGUACUUUCAAUGAUUUGAAUAACGAACUGAACUCGUCAUUGAAAAACACGCCAUCGAACGUAUUGAGCAACAACAACAGCAACGCUGUGGCAUCGUCUAGGCCAAACAUCCCUUCCAUAACAAUAAAAGACCAAUCCCACAACUUAAUCAGAGGCCACCAUUAUUCGAAUCAUCUGGAUAUUCUAGCCCUGAACGAAGGCCUCUUAGACUUGAACAUUUCUAGAAGAAAGAAAAAAAUCAUCAACGAUUUGAGAUCAUUAAUCUCGAUAAUGAAACAACCGGAUUUAGAAUCACUACUAGAUGAUAACGAGUUGAAUGCCAGAAAACCGUUUUAUAUUGAUGCGAAAACAUCCAUAUGGGAUGCAUCUCAACUGCUACUAGAAAACAACUUAACCGCUGCUCUUAUUGUGCAGAAUAACAAUAAUGUUGAUUUUGUCGAAAACAUUAUUGGAAUCCUAACCACUAAAGAUCUUGUGUAUCGUGUCCUUGCUUGUGAAAUUGAUUCAAAAGUCUCAAAAGUGGCCAGAGUCAUGACAUCAAAACCCGAGUUUGCAAAUGAUUCCAUGGCAAUUCAUAACGCUUUAAGAUUGAUGUAUGAAGGGAAGUAUUUGAAUCUACCGAUCAAAAACUCGCAAAACGAAGUGACUGGCUUGGUGAAUGUUUUGGAUCUCACGUACGCUUUGCUCAAAACCUUGAGCAACUCUUCCCUGAAUGAUGAUGUCGAAAACUAUGAUAUUAGUAUGGGUAGUCUAGCAAAUUCAAAUGACCAUUCUAGUAAAUCCACAGAAAAUAAUGUACCCGCAUGGAAUAAAUUCUGGGACUCUUUGGAUAGACCUCUCAAUCAGGUAUCUACAACUACAAAACGCUCAUACUCUUCUAUCGACAAAAAGGUCCUUAGCCAGAGGUCUGCCUCCUUUGUGAGUAUUGCAUCCGAACCAGCCAAGCCCGUCUCGCCUGUAAACACCUAUGUUGAAAUCAAAAUUGACGAUGAUUCAAAGCUCAUUUCGUCAUCAAAAGAGUUGGAUAUUCGGUCACUAGGUUCCAUUACAAACGAUUCACCACAGGAUAAGAUCUUACUGAAAGUUAGGAUUCAAGAAGACCAUCGUUUAAAUUUGGGUUUAAAUGACAAGAUUUAUAGAUUUGAAUAUUUGAGUGACAGCAAAGAAGUCAACAAUAUCUUGGAUUCAAUCACAUCAAAAAUUCAGCAUAAAAUAGUGGAGAUAGAAAGUACUGCUUUGACCUUCCAUUUAGGAUAUUUAGACGAAGAUAAUGAUUUCAUUACAAUUGACUCGACAGACGAUUUGAAAGUUGCCUUGUCUCACAAUAAAAAACGCCAUCUGAAUCUGAUUCUUAGGAUCAAACAAAAAACAAAGGAACUCAAAAAAUAUCUUUCGAGCCCACUUCCAUCAUCAAAUGAUGAUGAUGAUCAGAAUAAUGGUAAAAAGGCUUCAACUUAUUUACUUCUGGGUGGAUUAGGAAUUUUCAUUUUAGUCUUUACAAGAUUCAUAUUCAUUAGUAAAAGAUACCACAGGUUGUAA